This is a messenger RNA of Penicillium bovifimosum, 5808 nucleotides long. RefSeq names its product AAA family ATPase peroxin 6 (gene pex6). Lineage: Eukaryota; Fungi; Ascomycota; Eurotiomycetes; Eurotiales; Aspergillaceae. The record is from RefSeq and is a predicted model, not a curated record. The transcript is spliced from 10 exons. Gene Ontology annotation, cellular component: cytosol; peroxisomal membrane. Gene Ontology annotation, molecular function: ATP hydrolysis activity; ATP binding. Gene Ontology annotation, biological process: protein import into peroxisome matrix. The coding region runs from base 1 to 5808 and encodes 1935 amino acids.
AUGGACUUCGAACAGUAUGGGCAGAGCUCUCAGCAGCCUCGACAACGGAGAAGAAGAGCUGGAAAGCGGCGAUUGAACAAUAAGGCACCUAUUGCUGCUCGUUUAGCGCUGGACCCCCAGCUGCGUGGGAAAGUCGGCAUAUUAUCCGAGGAUCUAGCGAAUGACCUGUUCCAGCAACAGGCCCUCCAAGAUGUUACGACUUCCGACGACGGAGUGCUCUAUGUUGCAAUUGCCCCGCAUAUCCCGACUCAUACCUCCGUGGAGGACCAAACCUGGACAAUACUCCCAGUGCGCAUCCAGCCCUCAGAGAGAUCUCCGGCUACCAUGUCACACUCGACCGUUUUGUUCCCUGAAUCGGCAGACUCACUCCAGCCUUUCCUCCAGGCUCUCGGGAAAGUCGAUUCGUCACGCAACUCCCUACAGGCGCACCGUUCUGUCGAGAUUCGGAUUUUAGAUGUCGCCCCAAUCCACCUCGAUACGAUAUUUGUCACCGUCGAGCGACAUCUUCUCCGCAACCAUGAUGACGUUCAAACCAGAUUUGGUGGUGGGUUCACGAAUACGCAGGGGCCAAAUGGACUCUGGGGUAAAGCGGGGAAAACCGCAGAAGCCAAGAAGUAUUCGAAACGGGCUGCAGCCGAUGCUGAACAACGUCUUACUGCCGCCGUUCGUGAGGCAUUGGGUGCUCAGCGCAUUGUGCACACCGGAGAUGUGCUGCCCCUUCCACUCCCAUCCCAUCCAAUCACUCAUGCGCCACCACCCCCGGCGCGAAUCUCAUUUUGUGAGCCUGUUUCGCAAGGCUUGCUAAUGUCGACGACAAAGAUCGUCCUUGUGCAAGCUCGCCCCCAAGGAAUCCGUGCCUCGCAAACCUUGCCUUCGAGGUCCUCGCUUCUGAGGCAAGUGGCCGAGGAUGAAGCUGACGAUACUUCCAACGAACAAUUUUAUUCUGCUGCCGAGGACAAACCCGGGGAAAGUGGAACGGAGAUGGAGGCUACCUCAGCUGCUGAGGAGUCUGAAACAGAGGGCUCAGUGGGUUCCAUGAGUGAUUCCUCAGAUGACUCCCUCGAAGACAUGAUUUCCCUCAGUGCGCCUGAACUGCCCCAGACAGCGUCGGGAGUGAUGUCUUCUAUGAGCUCAGCCACUCCCAGAGCCGGCGGUCGACGAUUUGAUGACAUUCAUACUCCUGGAUCUGUGGCAUCGAAUUUCACAUCGGCCACAAUGCGCCCUGGCCGUGGCGGGGGCAAGACUUUCAAAGUGGAAGGGCUUUUGCAGCAGGUCCCGAAUGAAGUGCUGCACCCCAGACCUCGCGAUGAUGAAGAUGUUGAUUCGUUUGUCUUUGUGGAUGUCAGCACUCUCGCCAAGAUUGGAUGCUUCUCUGGUGAUUGGGUCAGAAUUGAAGCUGGCGAAGAACCCCAGCUGAACAUGUUCGCCUCCCUCAAAUUUGGAAGCUUUACCGACUCCCCAGAGGACUCGGGCGAUUGGCGCCCUGUAAAGAUCUUCGGUCUUUCUGGUCUUCCAUCCUCCAAGCCACGGUAUGCCAUUAAUCACUCAGGUGAACGCCGUUCGAGCAUGUCACAACGUCAACCCACCCGCUUGACGCCUACCGUCUAUGUCCCGCCGUUGCUUCUUGGCAACAUCGACAAUCCGAAGUACCUGCGCAUUUCUCCUAUGACCUUCGCCACCCCCAGCGGCACCUCAAAAGCUGGUCUUCUCCACCACAUGAAGAACACAGCCGCCAAGAACCCGCCUUUAGCGAAGGAAGUCACGCUGCUCAAGCACUACUUUGAGUCGCGCCGGCGCAUUCUUAAAAGUGGCGAUUUGGUUGGAAUCAGUGUCGACGAAGGACUCGGCCGAGCAGUGUUCUCUGGAACCGCUGGCGGUGACAGCGCCAACCAGGAGGAAGAUAUUACUACCCGGCUAGGCCAAACCCCCGACGCCGGUAGUGCCGGUGCUCGUAAAAUCGGCGUCGCCUGGUUCCGUGUCGGGCAGGUAGCCCCGAUUGCUGUAGAGGAGGUGGAGGAAACAGGCGAAGACCAGUGGGGUGGAGUGGCUGUGCUCGACCCGGCAACUACACGCAUGGUGCAGGCUGGAAGCGACGUGAGUCGAGUUCCCGGUGUGUUGGGCAACGGGUGGGAAUAUUGGCUGGGCGUCAAGACCAUCCCAAAGAGCAUUCAAGAUGCUCCGACUCCUCAUGGAAUUGUUGCCGACGCACCUCAAUCCUUUAUCUCCCCUCUGCAGGAGCGACUGCGCGAUUUGAUGUCUGUCGCCACGAGCCCCCGAGCUAUUCAGCUAGGCAUGAAGCCUGUCUUUAUUCUUCUCAGGUCCCAGCAAAGGCAUAUCGGCAAGGCGACUGUCGCGACUCGGGCAUGCUCUGAUAUCGGUCUCCACACAUUCCCCAUCGACGCGUACGAUAUUUUGACUGAAGGCGGCGCAAACGGAGGCGACGUCAAGACCGAGGCAUAUCUCAAGGCACGGGCAGAGCGAGCUUUCCACUGUGGGGCAAACUGCACCGCGCUACUGAUCAGGCAUAUCGAGGUUCUGACCGCUGAUCGUAUUGUUACUGCAAUGACGGAUAUCCUGAACGAUGCCAGAGUGGUUAUCGCCACCACCACCGAUGUUGAAACCAUCCCAGAAGGGAUCCGCGGCCUGGUCACCCAUGAGUUCGAGAUGGGCGCCCCAGAAGAGAAAGAGCGUGAGGGAAUUCUGCGGAAUGCCGUUGCAGAACGCAGUAUUAAACUGUCUGCUGAUGUGGAAUUGGGAACCGUGGCCUUGAAGACCGCAGCGCUUGUUGCAGGAGACUUGGUCGAUGUCGUGGAACGAGCUGCUGCCGCAAGAACGGCUCGCCUCGAAAGCUUGGCGGAGGCCAGCAAGAAAAUCUCUGGCUCGGAGGUCUUUGUCAGAGACAUCCUGCUUGCAGGAGGCGACGGUGCACGCGGUGUCACAAAGGCAGACUUUGACGCCGCCGUUGAGGCUGCGCGCAAGAACUUUGCGGAUUCGAUCGGCGCACCCAAGAUUCCGAACGUUGGCUGGGAUGAUGUUGGUGGACUGACCAAUGUCAAGGAUGCCUUGAUCGAGACUAUCCAGCUGCCUCUGGAACGUCCAGAACUGUUCGCCAAGGGUAUGAAAAAGCGCAGCGGUAUCUUGUUCUAUGGCCCACCCGGUACGGGCAAGACCCUGCUUGCCAAGGCCAUUGCUACCGAGUUCUCUCUCAAUUUCUUCUCUGUCAAGGGCCCUGAACUGCUCAACAUGUACAUUGGUGAAUCCGAAGCCAACGUGCGACGAGUAUUCCAGCGCGCUCGUGACGCCCGCCCUUGCGUUGUGUUCUUCGACGAGCUGGACUCCGUUGCCCCCAAGCGUGGUAACCAGGGAGACAGUGGUGGUGUUAUGGAUCGUAUUGUCAGUCAGCUACUCGCAGAACUGGAUGGCAUGAACGGAGGAGAGGAGAACAGCGGCGGCGUCUUCGUUAUUGGUGCGACUAACCGUCCCGAUCUGCUUGACACUGCACUUCUCCGUCCUGGACGUUUCGACAAGAUGCUCUACUUGGGCGUCUCAGACACACACAGGAAACAGGCGACCAUUCUCGAGGCUUUGACUCGGAAGUUCGCUCUUCACCCUGAUGUCUCACUUGACCGGGUCGCGGAGCAGCUUCCUUUGACUUACACUGGUGCUGAUUUGUAUGCGCUUUGCUCUGAUGCGAUGCUGAAGGCCAUUACCCGAAAGGCUACUGCUGUUGAUGAGAAGAUUAAGAGUUUGCCCGAUGGCCCUGUUAGCACUGCUUGGUUCUUCGACCACCUCGCCACAAAGGAGGAUGUGAAUGUGAUGGUCACCGAGGAAGACUUCUUGUCUGCCCAAGGAGAGCUCGUUCCUAGUGUUAGCGCCAAGGAACUCGAACACUUCGAGCGCAUUCGCCAGACCUUCGAAGCAGUUGACAAGUCAAAGCAAAACCCCUCUGCUGCCGCGCCGCAGACAAUCGCCGAGGCGAUGGAAGCAUUCAACCUUGGCGGCUCUGGAACAAUCAGUGAGGCGCUAAUCACACCAAGCGAGUCACCGGCCACAAAUGGUGACAUCCAUCCAAUCGGUGGUAUCCAAGGCCGCAUUAAAGGCCUGAACAAAUGGCCAGGCAGUCUUGUCCGCAGCCUAAGCGGCCAAUCAACACUCAGUGGUAAAGGCAAGGGAAAGAGCUCCAGUAAGAAGGGCAAGGGGACUCGCACUGGCUCUUCACAGCUUGAUGGAUCUCUUAGCGGGUCUGUUAGUGGGUCUGUUGAUGGCGACGAGGAUGAGCAGGCGGAUGGGGCCAAUGGGUUUGAAGACGAGGAUGAUUAUGUCGUCCGGACUGAUCACUUGAGGAACCUCAAGGACGACGUCGAGAUGGUUUUGAGGCUUCCUCGAUUGGUAGAGCCCUCCCAUUCCCAACUUCUCUCCAUCUCUAACAAUAUCAUCACGUGUGUUUCGAUCCCCAACGAACCUUUACUACACUACACCAUCGGCGCAUUCGUGAAUAACCAGUGGUCUUCGAACGUUGAUUCCUGUAUCAACGAUUCCACAUCAAUCACGUUCGUACUCGUACUAGCUCUUGCCGUCGUCGAAAACAAGAGGAAACACGCUUGCCGAGUGACCCCAUACCGAACACAUCCUAUCCCAAAAACUUGUGUGUUCGACGCCGAUCUCGCUAUCAAAAUGCGUUUCCUCGCGGAUGAGGACACUGUCGCAAAGGCGAAAUUUAUAGCCCACAGCAUAGAUCCUCGCAAGAUUCUCCAGAUGACUGCACAGCUAGAGUACAUAAGCCCCAUUGAUCACGACGUUGAGAUUGGCAAGCCACUUGAUCCAGACACCAGAUUCGAGAACGACUUGGGGGUCUUGAACUGUUUCCCGCUCGAGAUACUGCUGGAGAUAGUCGAGCAUCUUGACGUUCCCAGUGCCAUGGACUUUUCUCUGGCUAAUCACAUGGCCCAUCACGUCGUUGCCAGAAGCUCGAUGACCUUCUUAAAGAAAUGGGCCCCCGGAUUGCCGAAUGUUCUCUGGUUCGCCCGCAUCCCCCGGCGUUUCGCGGUCUGGGAGUUGAAAGAAGCAAUUCGCAGUACCUACUGCAUCUCAUGCGGCGACCGGGCCUCUUGGAUCUGGCUUGCAGAGAUGACAACUGCAGCCUUUGCCCUGCCAUUGGACGAGCUCGAAAAGAUUCCACCGAUCUUCGCCGUUGGCUGGCGUGACGAUGACCCCAGAGCGGCCAGUCCCCCCAGCUUGCUUGACCCCCCGGCGAGGGCGCCCAUCAAAACUGCGGCAGGGGAGAUCCGCGCAGGUAUAAAGGAUCCGAAGUUUGCUGUUGUUCCAGGGGGUGCUUUCUUGCCCGAAUCCGAUUACGAUGGAUUCCGCGGAGCUCAUCUGGAGCCUUUGACCCAGGCUCAAUUGCACAAUCCCGAGUACAGACACCACUGGACCUUUCCUUCACUCGCCAAUGGCGGAAUAUUCUCCGCACCAAUCGUCCCCCGUGCGCAGACACAAUUGCUCACUUACACAUGCCGCGGCUGUGUCUCCAUGCUCCUCCAUCCGCAUAUUAAAGCGUUGAACGAUGAAGAAAAGGGUUGGUUGAACAUUGACCUUUCCCUCACUGCGCCCGAGGCAUACCUUGAGGUCUACCGGCGCGCAUACUGCAUGAGGUCAGAAGACGAAAUGGCCGAGCAUAUUCGAUCCGAAUGUUUGGGCGGCCUGUCGCUGAUCUACGGCAUUCUGAUCCUCGCACGGCGUCGGAGCCCGUUGCUACUGCCCCCCCUUAGGGACAGUGUUAAUGUUACAGUGUAUCAAGUGAGAAAAUGA